Messenger RNA from Dermacentor albipictus, 1128 nucleotides. The record is from RefSeq and is a predicted model, not a curated record. Lineage: Eukaryota; Metazoa; Arthropoda; Arachnida; Ixodida; Ixodidae.
AUGGAGAAAGAGGACAAGAAAGUUGGCAACCCAGUAAAUGGACGAUCAGGUGUGCUGCGAACUUCAAAGGGGCGGCUGCGCCCAUACGACGAUCCCGGACACUUCCAUCAGGAUUGCCUCGUUGCGCAUGCGUUCACCUGGGCGGUUAUCAUCCACGUGCAGUGGGCAAGCCCAAAGUUCCCGGAUGCAAGAAGCCGGGCCGAGGAUCAUGUGGUGUCUGCCAACAGCCAUAUAAACCGUUCAACACCCAGGCAUCAUCGCAGUCAGCGGCGAAGCACGUCUUUGUGUAACCCUGCUUUUCGCUCUUGGCAGGUGCAAGUGCUGUUCGCCUGCGUCGUCCUUCAAGCCUACGCCCUAGACCAUCACCAGCCCAACCUGGCUGGAUACACGGGUGUAGGCUUUGCAGGCUAUGCUACUCCGUCGGCUCCCUACGGAAGAUACGACGCCUAUGCCUCUCCACCUCAGCCGUACAGCUUCGGCUACGACAAUGUGGACGAGUUCGGCAACCGGCAGUUCCGCAGCGAGCAAGGUGAUUCCAGGAACGCCAAGACCGGGUCCUAUGGAUAUCGAGACGCGAAUGGUCUCUACCGCCGGGUGAACUACGUGGCCGAUGCGAACGGCUUCCGUGUCACCGUGGACACCAACGAGCCGGGCACCGCCCCUGGUGCCAGCGCCGACGCGGUCUUCAACGCUGCGCCAGUCAUCCAUCCGGUUCCAUCGGGAGCUGCACAGACUGGUGCACCCACAGCAUUUGCUGCUUGGGCGGCGUCGCCUUACAAUGCUGGUGGAUACAGUGGGUACGGGAGAUACGGAUACAACCCCUACGCAGGCGCUGCUGGAGCCCGUGGUUACGCCCCUUACGGACGUCAGGGAUACGUUGCCAGUGGUCCAGCACUUGGAGGAUACGCUUAAGGCGGCAGUGAUCCCUAUGGCUACGGGGCUGCCGCACAUGCAGCGGGUUACGCUCCGGGUGUCUAUGGUACUCCAGUUGGAUACGGAAGUUCGCCUUCUGCUCAUCAUGGAUACCGCCGUCGGUAAUGAAGUCUUUUGCCGUGUGUAUGCAACACGUGCCUGAGAAGCCAGACUUGUAGCCUCGCAAAGUGUGUAUGGUGGAUGUUGUACAGUUGA